GCGAGGGGGGAGGGGGUGUUUUGGUUCUCGCCGCUCGCCGUCCUUUCCAGACGGUGUCCGACAGCGCUGCCGCUGCUUGCUGCCUCUUCCCCUCGUCCCUCUCCCUUUUCCAGCCCUCCGAUCUGCCCCUCCUCAUUCCCUCCUGCCUGCCUCUUCCCCCCCACCUCACCCCCUUUAUUUUAUCUUAUUUAUUUUCCCUGCCGCCCGGCGUCUGGGCCAUUUUCCGGGCCGGGCGUACCCGGGCGCGCGGCCCCGGGGCCCAGUAUAUGACCCGACGCCUUGCAACCCCUCGCUUCCCGCGAAGCCCCAUGUGGCUGCGGGGCCGCGGCGGCGCUGCCCACUAUGGCCCGGAAAGCAGUUAGCAGGAAGCGGAAAGCGCCUGCCUCGCCGGGAGCUGGGAGCGACGCUCAUGGCCCGCAGUUUGGCUGGGAUCACUCACUUCACAAAAGGAAAAGGCUCCCCCCGGUGAAGCGAUCCUUGGUCUCCUACCUGAAGAACCGUGAAGUCAGGCUCCAGGAUGAAAGCAACUACUCUCGGGUGCUGCAUGGAUAUGCUGCACAGCGACUUCCUAGUCUCCUGAAGGAGAGAGAGUUUCACCUUGGGACCCUUAACAAAGUGUUUGCAUCUCAGUGGUUGAAUCAUAGACAAGUGGUGUGUGGCACGAAAUGUAACACGCUCUUUGUAGUGGAUGUCCAGACAAGCCAGAUCACCAAGAUUCCCAUUCUGAAGGAUCGAGAGCCUGGAGGUGUGACCCAGCAGGGCUGUGGUAUCCAUGCCAUCGAGCUGAACCCCUCUCGCACACUGCUGGCCACGGGAGGCGACAACCCCAACAGUCUCGCCAUCUACCGGCUGCCUACACUAGACCCCGUGUGUGUGGGAGAUGAUGGACACAAGGACUGGAUCUUUUCCAUUGCUUGGAUCAGUGAUACUAUGGCAGUAUCUGGCUCACGUGAUGGUUCUAUGGGGCUCUGGGAAGUGACCGACGACGUGCUGACCAGAAGUGACGCGAGACACGAGUCCCAAGUCCCCGACUACGCUCACAUCACGCAUAAGGCCUUAAAGGACAUCCCCAAAGAAGACACGAACCCUGACAACUGCAAAGUCCGGGCUCUGGCCUUCAACAACAAGAACAAGGAGUUGGGAGCGGUGUCUCUGGACGGCUACUUUCAUCUCUGGAAAGCGGAAAACACACUGUCUAAGCUCCUGUCCACCAAACUGCCGUACUGCCGCGAGAAUGUGUGUCUGGCCUAUGGUAGCGAGUGGUCCGUGUAUGCCGUGGGCUCCCAAGCCCACGUCUCCUUCUUGGACCCACGGCAGCCGUCGGGCAACGUGAAGUCUGUGUGCUCCAGGGAAAGAGGCAGUGGAAUCCGCUCCGUGAGCUUCUACGAGCACAUCAUCACCGUGGGCACGGGCCAGGGCUCCCUGCUGUUCUACGACAUCCGAGCGCAGAGGUUCCUGGAGGAGCGGUUCUCGGCCUACGGGUCCAAGCCCAAACUCACAGGGGAGAACCUGAGACUAACCACCGGCAAAGGCUGGCUGAAUCAUGAUGAAACCUGGAGGAAUUACUUCUCGGACAUUGAUUUCUUCCCUAAUGCUGUUUACACCCACUGCUACGACUCGUCCGGCACGAAACUCUUUGUGGCAGGAGGUCCCCUCCCUUCAGGGCUCCACGGCAACUAUGCCGGGCUCUGGAGUUAAUGACGACUAACUCGCCCCAAAAAUGCAGAGAUUUACACUAACCUCCCCCCUCCGUUUCCUUAUUUCUCUUUCUUUUUUUUUUUCCCCCUCCCCCCAAUUGUGUGAGGCCCUCGCUUUAGUGGGGACUCCAGUCACCCACGUGGUUUAGGCACCUGACAGGAAGAAGCGCUGUGCUGGAUUCUGAACGCUUUUUGGGUCCCCUUUCCCAUUUUUUUGGCAAUCUGCAUUUUCCUUGACUUUUUUUUUUUUUCCUGACUUCUCAACCAAAUGUUGCUGUCGAAUCCCUUUUAUUUCCUUCUUCUUUUUUUCUUUACUUGUCUUCCUGGCCCCCCUCAGCCGACGCGUCCUCCUCACCGGCCUUCCCCGGGGGAGGUGGGGCUCCUUUCUAAUUCUCCAGUCGCUGUCAGGCUUUCCGUGAAAGUCCGGCGGCUGCGUGUGCGCGUGUGAACCUGUGUGUGUGCCUGUGAGUGCCGUGUGUUACUGAGAUGACCUGGAGUGAGGGUUACUUGUAAUUAAAAUAUUUAUAAAAGAAACAACUCUAUUUACAGAGUCCAGCUGUAGGACUUAAUCUUUACCUUGGGUGUUUUUCGGGAUUUUCGUUUUGUUUUUUUCUGAACCUAACAGCACUGAUGAUAGGAAAUGAAAGUAGAAAGGCAGCAUUUCCCCACCAGAAAGACCCUUUGCAUUAGACUGCAGGCUUCCAAAAAGUGGUUCCCGCCCUGCCUGUCUCCCCGUCUGUGUAGCCCCUGCAGGGACCAUGUCUGCAUCUGUUUCCCGUGCCCCCCAGUGACCCCCUCCUCCCCUCCCUCCCCUCCCAUCACACUACAUCUGUGCUGCAGGGGGCAGAGGGGUGUCUAGACCUGCUGGGAGCCACCCCCCGGCAGCCCUCGGGACCUUCCCCUCCUCUGCCCAGUCAGUGGGUUUUGCUUUUCUUUCCUAAGCAGGGCUCAGUCUGGGAGGGUGGGAGGGUGGGGGUGCACGGGGGCUGUACCUCUGUGUUGCGAGUGCUCCACGUGUGGAACGUCUGUUUUCUUAGUGCAUCAGGAUGGGGGAGGGCGGGGCGUUGUGAAGCCUGCUGUCCCCUCUGUCAGCUCAGGAGUUGCGGGGGGUUGGGGGUGCCCACGGGCCAACAGCCUGUCAAAGCGUCUGUGUGCUUCCUACCUCCUCCCUCCCUCCAGCUGUGGCAUCUAAGGAGUUGGUUUGGUUUUUUUUUUUUUUUUGAAACUUGCCGGCCACCAGCUGACCUUGAUGUCCAGCUAUCCCUUGCUUUCUUCGCAUCAUGUUGCAGAGAACAGCUGUUUUUUCACCCACCCAUUUCUCCCCCAUUCUGAGCUGGAACUGCUGCUGCCAACAACCAGCCCUUUCCUGGCCAGGGCCAGGGUCAGACUGAGUCCUGCAGGGUGUGAGUGGGAGGGUUGGGUUGUGUUUUUUAAGAGUGUCUUGAUGAUGGGCAGGGGGGGGGUGGGGGGGAGGGUGGGGCAGGAGGGAGCGGGGAGCGAGGGUGGGGGGAGAGAGUUGGCCCUGCCUCGGUGUGGUACAAGGCAUAGACUCGCAUAGACUCUAGAACUUGCAUCUUCUAACCUAGAGAAGUAGGUGCUAUACACAGGGAAUGAAGCGAAAUGCUGGAUGCUUUAGAUCUUUUAAUUGUCUUAAUUGUUUUCUAUGAUUACACUACAGGCUGUAGAUCUCUUAGUUCUCACAGAACUUCUAUCAUUUUAAACUGACUUGUAUAUUAAAAAAAAAAAAGAUCUUAAGUAGGGUGUUUUGUACUGUUGCCAGCCCCUCUUCUGUGAUGGGUAAAUGGAUUUUGAUUGUUUUGGAGAUUUUGUUCUUAAAAAUGUAGCACACUUGACUUUUUUGGCAAGUAAAAAUAAUAAUAAUAAAUAUUAUUCCAGUG
This is a messenger RNA of Sorex araneus (European shrew), 3595 nucleotides long. RefSeq names its product DDB1 and CUL4 associated factor 12 (gene DCAF12). The record is from RefSeq and is a predicted model, not a curated record. Gene Ontology annotation, cellular component: Cul4-RING E3 ubiquitin ligase complex. Lineage: Eukaryota; Metazoa; Chordata; Mammalia; Eulipotyphla; Soricidae. Gene Ontology annotation, molecular function: protein binding. The transcript has 9 exons. Bases 343 to 1698 code for a protein of 451 amino acids.